AGCUAAGUAUUCGGUGCUCUGUUGCUACGCCAGUGCACUCUCCUUCCUCCCCGAACUAAACCGGUCACCGCGCCCUUUAUCUUUGCAAAUAUGUGGAUCCUGCCGUUGGUAGGGUACUUGGGGGUCAUCGUAGGGUUCGCUUUCCUUACCUUAGCGAUAGCUUCUGGCCUUUACUAUCUUUCGGAGCUUGUGGAGGAACAUACAGUCCUCGCCCGUCGGCUGUUGUACCGGCUGAUAUACAGCAUCAUCGCUGUGCAGGUCCUUCUCACCGUAUUUGACCGAUUCCCUUUCUCGUUAUCUGCUCUCAGCAUAGGCUCCCACAUCGUGUAUGCCAGCAAUCUUCGCCGAUUCCCCAUUGUCAAAUUGUCCGACCCGCUCUUCGUUCUGUCAUGCGUCCUUGUUGGCUUGAAUCAUUGUCUUUGGUUCCGCCACUUCUCGCGCCCAUUGCCUUCGUCGCGCAGCGCCACAAGCUGGCGCCAGCCGUAUCAAGUCAAUAUUGAGGACAUGCCAACGUUCACGGAAGUCGCGUCUUACUUUGGACUGUGCGUCUGGCUGGUUCCAUUUGCGCUCUUCGUUAGCCUCAGUGCGGGAGAUAAUAUUUUGCCCAGUAUGGGUUCCGAGUAUGCCACCGGCGACCGCGUGCCUACCUCAAGGUUCUCCCGCAGCUCUCUAUCAUCUGAUGGAAAAUUAAAAAAUAAGGGAAUGGCGAAGGCUUUGGUAGAUGGCUUGCGGGACUGGGUCAAAGAAAACGGGGAGUUGAUGGGUUUCUGGAAGGGCGAACGGGAAAAGGGUUUCUAGGAUCAAGGUUCUUUCUUCUCCAACCCUUUCUAAUACUAUCAUCUGGAUACCUCUGUUCUUGUGAAUUCGUGACGUGUACACGUCCGCCUGUGAAACAUUGAUAUCUUUCCAUAAUCCAGUGGCAGUUGCUUGUUUGAACUAAUUCUCAUAUUUAGAUAGCUAUAUAGGCUGGAGACUAUGAGCAAACCAAUAAGGAC
Messenger RNA from Aspergillus sclerotioniger CBS 115572, 995 nucleotides. RefSeq lists its product as uncharacterized. Gene Ontology annotation, biological process: endoplasmic reticulum to Golgi vesicle-mediated transport. Gene Ontology annotation, molecular function: COPII receptor activity. The record is from RefSeq and is a predicted model, not a curated record. Lineage: Eukaryota; Fungi; Ascomycota; Eurotiomycetes; Eurotiales; Aspergillaceae. The coding region runs from base 91 to 798 and encodes 235 amino acids. Gene Ontology annotation, cellular component: COPII-coated ER to Golgi transport vesicle; endoplasmic reticulum membrane; Golgi membrane. The transcript has 2 exons.